UUAGCCCUUCACUUAGGUGCUUUCAGAACUGAAGCAAACUUUGAGAUUCAUAUUAGUCAUUCAUUCUUUUCUACAAGUAACCUCAGAAGCCAUGGGUAUCCGAUUGCCUGGAAUUGUUCAUGCAAAAGCAAUUCUUCGACGUUCUCUUAUUUCACCUUCUGCACCAACCGCUAAUGUUCCCAAGGGCCACUUUGCAGUCUAUGUGGGUGAGGCUCAAAAAAAGAGGUUCAUUGUUCCAAUAUCCUACUUGAGCCACCCUUCCUUCCAAGAUUUGUUAGGCCAGGCAGAGGAAGAGUUUGGAUUCCACCAUCCAAUGGGUGGUCUUACAAUUCCUUGCAAAGAAGAUCAAUUUCUCGACCUUACUUCUCGUUUGAGUGGCUAGUGAUCAUGAGAGGAGAGGAAUGCAGGAGCCUCAAAUGAAGUGAAGAGGUCAAUCAAGAGAAUUAACAGAUCUGCACCUUGGUUGACAUUCUCUGCUGCAACAUCGCCAGAUUGCAAGUUUAAACCACACUGGUGACUGGUUAGUGGUUACAAACAAGUGGGGAGGCAAUAUAUUUCAAAGCUGCUGAAUGGAGAAAGAACUGGUAUUCAAGCUUUAAUUUUCUCUGGUUUGCAGAGAAUGGGAAGAUGAUGCUCAAAGCUACAGGGAAAGCACAUUGACAUUGUAAUCAAUCUCUUCAACUUUGUAAAGGAUCUGCUAGCCACUCCAAUGUAUAAUUUUAUUUUUGUACA
Molecule: messenger RNA, 732 nt
Organism: Nelumbo nucifera (sacred lotus)
Lineage: Eukaryota; Viridiplantae; Streptophyta; Magnoliopsida; Proteales; Nelumbonaceae
Product: auxin-responsive protein SAUR23-like
Biological process (GO): response to auxin
Source: RefSeq, a predicted model, not a curated record